Molecule: messenger RNA, 3048 nt
Organism: Porites evermanni
Lineage: Eukaryota; Metazoa; Cnidaria; Anthozoa; Scleractinia; Poritidae
Source: the annotation of a GenBank genome assembly
AUGAAGUUUGUAUUUGUGCUAUCGCUGAUGCUGUGUUACAGUUCAGCUCAGAGUGCUGAUUCAAGUGAGUAUAUUGUACAGUCCAACCUAUGUAAGUGAUUACCUUUCGUAAGCGAGCAUCUAACCAAAACACCAAAACUUUCCCAGUGAAAGCCCUACAGUUGGUACCUCUAGUAAACGACCACCUCUUGUAAGCGACUGCGACCAGUAUUUGGGUCUGACGGUUUAAUGAUUUCCAUUGGUUUAACCUCUUUUAAGCGACCACUUCAUGGUCUUUCAAGCAUUGUCUGAUCUCUAUUUUGGCAGUGUGUACUAUGCUAAUAGGAAUAUACGGAGAACUUUAGCAAAACAUGGAACUACACACUUGCAAUACCUUAUCUUCCAUGAAAAAAGUUGUUUACGGACAUCUUCACCUUCACCGCGUUUUUUGGGGGUUCUCUUGUAUUUUUAUCGCGCAGAAUAUCAUGACUACGCCUCUAUUUUUCUCCUGUCCGUCCACCCAAUCAGCUGACAUUGAGAAAGCAGAAACUAGUGUUUAACUAUCAAACAUCUCGCAAAUUUUCUUGUUUAAGUUGUUUUUUUGGCAAUUUUCGUGAUCCACCUAUCGUGUUCAAAAACUCAAUCACCCUAGGUCAGAUUUGAUUUCAGGUGAUACCCUGUAAGUUGAGUACGACAUUGCAUUUUUAAACCUGUGGGAAAAUAGUGGGAUUUAGGAAAUUCGUGUUAAUUAGUUAUUAUGUCAUCUAAAAUUUUUGAAAAAGCAAAAACCGUAGAAAAAAGAACAUUGAGGGCGACACCUCAAAGUUCUCUAUUGAUUAAGAGAACACAAGCAAGUUGACGUGUAAAAUUACAAUCUGAAUUGUAGGAUGUGGUUCUGUGGUAAACAACACCUUGACAAGUCCUGGAUUUCCAAGAAAAUACCCAAAUAACAUGCACUGUGUGUACAACGUUUCUAUUCCAUCAGGAAAGGCACUGAAGAUCAGUUUUUCAACUCUUGAACUGGAAUGCGGGUGAGUAAUUUUUUAACAAUAGAGAGAUUUAGAGUCACUGCAAACGGCAAACGUUAGAUUCAAGUUGAGAAUAUCUCAAAUAAAAAAUAGCGGGUAAAAACAGCUCAAAUCAAUUCUUAUGGAUAAAACUGGCGUGAAACAAUUUAAUUAACUUUUUUGUAGAAGUCAUGAACCGUUAACGUCAAGAAAAGGAAAAACUUGGUCACGUGGUACAGAUUCACUUUUGCCAUUUAAAGUUAACGUGACAGAUGACAAACAAUUGAAAACCACUUAACUGACUCGGCUUUGGUAAGAGUAGAAUAGAAACGUAACUUGAAGUAAUACUUGUUACUCUAAAACGUAACAUUUUAGCUGGUCAAAACAUACUCACGAAUUCCGACGUUCGGCUUGUACGCUGCAAGUUUGCGGAUCUGUGAUUUUAGGCCUAGAAAUAAGACAAAAUCAGGCUUCUCAAAACCCAGGCCAGGCAGGUAAGUAUAUCCCGCCGGGAAAAACACCGGCCAAUGAGAAUAGCCCUCUAAUGUUAAAAUUAAGAAUGUAAGAAGAAGAAUGUAAAACACACUGAUACUCUUUAAUCGUUUUAAUACUCUUUAAUUCUUAAAAGAAUUAAAGAGUAUUUGCCAGUAAAUUAGCAGUCUGGUCGACAUGGCGUGAAAAAUAGAUUUCGCUCAUUUCUUGUGCGUUGAAAGACUUUCAUGUACCUGUACUUAACGGCCCCAAUCCGCUAGACUGUAUAUUUAAAACUCUCGAAUUUUUGAGACAAUUUUGGUUCACCCCAUCGAACGCUCGCGUUGCGGGGCUUAAUUCAAGGCUGAAAAUCAACAAAACUUUGAAUGUUGAUUUGGAAAGUAAUAGUAAUUAUUAGAUAAAAGAAAUAACACAAAAAGCCAUCAUAAUUCCUUUGACAUAACACAGCGUUUUCUGCCACAACAAACACAAUUUAACGCCAUAGCAAGAUUUUAACGAUCCCCUUCCCGCACUGUUAGAUUAAGUGGAGCCAAACCACCCCCAAAAUGGGGUCCCUGAAAUGUGUCAUUUGCUCUCGGAUAAAAAAUUGAAGUAGAGUAACACAUAUAGAAACGAUGAUAUUUUGUGAAAGAUUUCUUCCGAAAAAGAUAUAAUUUCUACGAUUUCUUCGAUUCUUUCUUCUCCUAAAAUACUGCGUAAACAGUGCAUUCAUUAGCCAUUGACCAGGUGACAGCUCUUACGUCAUCAGUAUGGUAUUUCUGUUGUUUCGGCGCAGACGGCUCUCUCUCAAAAUGUUCCUAGCGGCAGAGAGCGAUGGGAGUCGGCUGUUUCGCAGCCUAAUGAACAAAAUUCAUAAACUAUUAUUUACAAAAUCGAAUGUUCGUUGCUGGUGCUCGUAGAUAGGCUCAAAAGGUGUAGAGACUUCUCAUUGGCUAAACCGAGAUCUGACCAAUGAUAUGGUUUUCGAUCUGGAAAAUGCCAUAGCUUUUUGAAAAUCCAAAUUAAGAUUUCACGCCUCAAGGCUUUUACGUGAGUUGAGAUGAGUGAAAUCCCUUUUACAGGCCUUUGUCAUCUGCAUGUAAGUAGGUCGAAAGCAAGAGAACAUAAAAGCCUUUUGUUUAACGUUAAUUGCCAUUUGUAGACUGCGGCAAUUCGACUGCUCGGGAGUGACUCAAGUGCAACAUAAAAUGAAAGAAUUUGAUCGGCGGCUUGAUAUUCCGCAGAAACGUUUAGAGUUUCGUUAACUCCACCACAAAGAACGACUCGCAAUUAGUUGAGGCAGGAGAACAUAAAAGGCUUUUAUAUUCUCUUGGCGGUUAGGGUUAUUUCUAUGAAUUUAACUGCCCUUGAAAAGUAAAAAACAUAAUUUUUCCCUUCUAGGUAUGAUUAUUUGAGGAUUGUAGAUGAUAACAACAGAGCACUUGGUACAUAUUGUGGGAGCGAACUUAGUGGGAAGGUAGUUUUGGUCAAUGGAAACUACGCAUUAAUAACAUUCCGCUCUGAUGGUUCUAUUCAAUACCAGGGAUUCCAGCUCACGAUAUUAUUUACUGAAAAUGGUAUGUUCAAAUAA